AAGUUUCACUGCUGCUUCGUCAAUACUCAUUGCCUUUAUAUUUUCCUCAUUCACUCUCUUCCCAUUCUCAUCUCUCUCUCUCUACCUUUCUCUCACACAAAGAGUUUUUUCUUUUAAGACAAAAACUCUUUCAAGGUUUUAAAUCUUUGAAAAAAUUCUCUAAACCUAAAAGUGAUCAAUGAAGAUUCGGAACAGCCCUAGUUUUCAUGGGGGUAGUGGUUACAGUGUCUUUAGAGCUCGUAACUUAACAUUCAAGAAAGUUGUGAAGAAAGUGAUGAGAGACCAGUCAAAUAAUCAAUUCAUGAUUCAGAUGGAGAACAUGAUAAGAAGAAUUGUCCGAGAGGAGAUACAGCGUAGUCUUCAACCUUUUCUCUCUUCAUCAUGCGUCUCAAUGGAGCGAUCUCGCUCAGAAACGCCAUCGUCUCGCUCACGAUUGAAGCUGUGCUUCAUAAACUCGCCGCCAUCAUCGAUAUUCACGGGGUCCAAGAUCGAAGCUGAGGAUGGUUCUCCGCUUGUGAUCGAGCUCGUGGACGCCACCACAAACACUCUAGUUAGUACGGGACCGUUCUCGUCUUCUCGGGUCGAGCUCGUGCCGCUGAACGCUGAUUUCACGGAAGAAAGCUGGACCGUUGAGGGAUUUAAUCGGAAUAUUCUCACGCAACGUGAAGGGAAACGUCCGUUGCUCACUGGAGACCUAACGGUGAUGCUUAAAAACGGUGUUGGAGUUAUAACCGGAGAUAUAGCUUUCUCGGAUAACUCGAGCUGGACUAGGAGUCGGAAGUUCCGGUUAGGUGCUAAGUUGACCGGAGAUGGAGCCGUGGAGGCGAGAAGUGAAGCUUUUGGAUGUAGAGACCAACGAGGAGAAUCUUAUAAAAAACAUCAUCCUCCGUGCCCCAGUGAUGAGGUUUGGAGACUAGAGAAAAUCGCGAAAGAUGGAGUUUCGGCAACGCGUUUGGCUGAACGCAAGAUUUUAACCGUCAAGGAUUUUCGCCGUUUGUAUACUGUAAAUCGAAAUGAGUUACACAACAUAAUUGGUGCAGGGGUCUCAAAGAAAACAUGGAACACAAUUGUAUCACAUGCCAUGGAUUGCGUUUUGGACGAAACAGAGUGUUACAUUUACAAUGCAAACACUCCGGGCGUAACACUUCUCUUCAACUCUGUUUAUGAGUUGAUAAGAGUGUCAUUCAAUGGCAACGAUAUCCAAAACCUUGAUCAGCCAAUUCUAGACCAAUUAAAGGCCGAAGCUUAUCAAAACCUUAACCGCAUUACAGCGGUUAACGAUAGGACCUUUGUGGGUCAUCCACAAAGGUCCUUACAGUGCCCGCAAGAUCCUGGAUUUGUCGUAACAUGUUCUGGAUCGCAGCACAUCGACUUUCAAGGUAUACAAUAUGUAAUGGUCAUGGUGUUAAGUCUUUUGAUAUAUCUAUAUCUUACUAUAGACUAAUUAAUAAAAAAAUUGAUGUACCUUUUUUCGAAAAUAUAGGAAGUUUGGAUCCAUCAAGCUCUUCGAUGGCUCUUUGCCACAAAGCUUCAAGCUCAACGGUCCACCCUGAUGUCCUGAUGAGUUUUGAUAACUCAUCAACCGCGAGGUUUCAUAUCGACAAAAAGUUCUUACCGACUUUCGGAAACAGCUUCAAAGUAAGUGAACUCGAUCAAGUACACGGAAAAUCACAAACUGUUGUGACAAAAGGUUGUAUAGAGAAUAACGAGGAGGAUGAGAACGCGUUUUCUUAUCAUCACCAUGAUGACAUGACCUCAAGCUGGUCACCUGGUACGCACCAAGCCGUUGAAACGAUGUUUCUUACCGUGUCUGAGACGGAAGAAGCUGGAAUGUUCGAUGUUCAUUUUGCAAACGUUAAUUUGGGAUCUCCAAGAGCCAGGUGGUGUAAGGUUAAGGCAGCUUUCAAGGUUAGGGCAGCUUUUAAGGAAGUCCGGAGACACACAACUGCCAGAAAUCCGAGGGAAGGCUUGUAAGAACUCUUGCCUACCUAUUAAAAUCAGCGGUUUCUUGCGUUGCACGAUAAAUGUGUAUAUAUAUUUGUGAAUAGGGUUAGAUAAAUGGAUCCCGGCCAUUGAGUUACGGGGAUUAGCCUUUGCGUAUAUCAAAGUAUUUUUUUCCCUGGGUAAGUAUAGCUGUGGCACAGGGUUUGUAAGUUGUAACCAUAUGCCGUAUAAGAAUCAGAGGUUUCUUGUUGUACACGAAAGCUAUGUAUAAAUAAAAGCUAUGUAUAUAUGUUUUUUUCUACCAUAACUUUUCAAUAAUGGAUCUCGGCUAUUGAUUGUUCUAGACCAA
This is a messenger RNA of Arabidopsis thaliana (thale cress), 2293 nucleotides long. RefSeq names its product Cam-binding protein 60-like G (gene CBP60G). The record is from RefSeq and is marked reviewed. NCBI's taxonomy places the organism in Eukaryota, Viridiplantae, Streptophyta, Magnoliopsida, Brassicales, Brassicaceae. Gene Ontology annotation, cellular component: nucleus. Gene Ontology annotation, molecular function: calmodulin binding. The transcript is spliced from 5 exons. The coding region runs from base 179 to 1444 and encodes 421 amino acids.